Messenger RNA from Ostertagia ostertagi, 546 nucleotides. The record is from the annotation of a GenBank genome assembly. NCBI's taxonomy places the organism in Eukaryota, Metazoa, Nematoda, Chromadorea, Rhabditida, Trichostrongylidae.
AUGUCAGAUGACUACAUCAGUCGAGGGUUCGAUCGCGAACUGGCAGUAGCAUUUGCCUACUUUGAUAUUCUGGACCGAAUGGCUCUCAUAGGCAAAGAUCUCAGGGAAAUAGUUUCCCCUCCAGUCGCCGAACGUCCCGUAGCACCUACAUUGGCGGUGAACCAUGAAGAACACGAAAGAAAUGGUUGGAUCCGAUGUGAAAGUCUCAAUGUCAGGCAAAGGGCAGCAGCGGACGAAAUUCUUGACGCACUGAACAGGGAUCGAAAUAGGUGUAUUUUCGUAGAUGGUCCUGGGGGAAGUGGCAAGACCUACUUAUACAACACCGUAUACGAUAUUGCUGUUGGACAAAGGCAUCAAGUCGUUUGCGUAGCUUGGACUGGAAUAGCAGCGAAUCUUUUGCCAGGAGGAAGGACUGUCAACUCUCUUUUCAAGUUGAACAUAGCAGACGGAAACCGAACACCUUCUAUGAGACGCCAGCAAAAGGAGGCUCAAGAACUGAUGGCAGUGGACAUGAUAAUUUGGGACGAAAUUUCGAUGGCACCCUAA